AUGAGAACUCAGGCCCCUGAAAACUGCCAAAGCGCCGAAGAAGAGAAGAAGAAGGAGUUGUCCUCGCAAAAUUCUUCCCACUGUAUGGCUGCGGGUCUCUUUGGCCGAGUGGUGGCUGAUGAAGGCCAUAUGUUGAAAACAAUAUCCACUCGUGUCCAUCAAGUGAUAGACAUCUGUGGGUUCCUAACAAUCCUCUACAAGGAAGAGUGGGACGAUAUUGCGGCCGCCUCACCGGGCUCAGGAAACGAGGAGUACCAGCAGUAUGCCGCCCAGGAAACAACAGAGCCGGCCCCUCUUUUUCUGUUAUCGCCAAACCGUUUUGUGAAGUUGAUCCGAAAAGGUCACUUGGAGGCACGCGCCGGCCACUAUGUCCUGAAGGCGAUCAUGCCGCUCAUCUGUCUCCGUCGGGACAUGGGUGAGCGCAUGGACAUAGACGGCCAGAGGGUCUGUGUGAUCGGCGGCGAGAUCCCUCCGAUCAAGGUCGGAACAGUGAAGCUACGCUAUCCGCCGGCCGUCCAGGAGGAUCAUGAUCUCAUGUACAAUGGCCUGACCCAGCGGCUCAAGGGCGUUGGGGGCGCGUUGGAGAAGUUAACCGCCGAGGACAUCCAGGGCGCCGGGGGAACAAUGGACACGACGGCCGUGCGAUGA
This is a messenger RNA of Aspergillus luchuensis, 648 nucleotides long. RefSeq lists its product as uncharacterized. Bases 1 to 648 code for a protein of 215 amino acids. The record is from RefSeq and is a predicted model, not a curated record. The transcript has 2 exons. NCBI's taxonomy places the organism in Eukaryota, Fungi, Ascomycota, Eurotiomycetes, Eurotiales, Aspergillaceae.